CAAUUUCACACUUGGUUUUUAGAAAUGUUCUUUUCCCAAACUUAAACAUGUAGCAGUUAUUAAUCUAAUCCUCUUUUAGUCUUUCAAUUCCCAUUUUCCCUAUACAUGAUUUUACAACCUCAGUUGUACAUGCUCUAAGACUAAGGGCAGACACACACACAGAAUACAAUGUUAGGAAGCCGACCAGUUUAAAUGAGGCUGAGCUUAUCUUUAAAAUCAGUUCACUUAAAUAAACAGGAACUGAUAGACAAAGAAGAAAGAAAAACAUUGUGUUGAUGACACAAAUCAGAAUGGUACGACUAAUUUGGGGGGAAUUUAGUCCUGCUUUGAGGAAGUGCUGUAUGUCCUGGAACAUGGGUCUUCCUCUUUAAUUGUGAACAAGAGGAAGGGAAGUGGGACCACCUGUAGCAGAAAAUCAGAAGUCAGGUUACUAUAAAGACACUGAACGCAGUCAACAGUUGGUGAUCAACAUCUACAGCUAAACUUACUGGACCUGCUAAAACUGCGAUAUACAUAUAUAACAUUCUCUCCUCUCUGGAUCUUGACAUCUUCAGGCGUUGCAUAGAGUCCUGCUGCCCACCAUGACACUAAAUCAGACAUUGAUUGUGGCCCUGCUUUUGGGACUCACCGUCACUUCAGGAGCGGCCACUUCUCUUUGCGUAUCGGAUAUGACUCGUUGUGUGUGCAACGUUAUGGCUAUCCUCAACCCACCUAGUCUGGAAUGUUUCUUUGCUUCGGAGCUGGAGCUGAGAGAUGGAAAACUGGGUGUAGGCCUAUCUGAGAUGCAUAUAUUCGAUAUAGAUCCAACUUCAAUUCAGUUCUUUCACAUGGAUAAACUUAUUUUCUAUAACGUCACAAUAUCCUCUUCAUUCAUCAGUGAAGUGAUCCCUCUUCUGUCCCAGUUGAAUUUGAACAAAAUGAACAUCAUUUCAUCCACUCUGGAAGUUGCCCAGCCUUUAGAGUAUCCAGAGUUAAAGGAAGCAUCUACAAUUAAAAGCCUUCUACUAGAAGAUGUAACAGUGGACCCCUCUCUCCUCCAGCCCUCCUUCCAGGCGCUCCACCGCUGGUUGUUUGGCUCCCUGGAAUCUCUUGUUCUUGUUCGUUCUGGCCCCGUUCAGAUUGACUGCAACUGGGCUGGAAGAGUAGAAAACCUGACUCGGCUGGAUCUGUCAGAGAACCUCAUCUCUUUCACUAGCCUGCAGAAUAUCUUACAUUGCUCCUCUCUUUCAUUCAAGUACCUGAAAUCCCUUCGUCUGAGACUCAGCAACCUCACCUCCCUCCAGUCUCUCUGCACGCUCCUGAGUCUCACCCCUGCCCUCACCGAACUUGAUGUCAGCAGGAACAAUUUCUCCACCAUCCACUAUCCCCACUGCUUCCAGGUGACGCCGCUCAGGAUGCUCAAUCUGUCCCACUCAGGCAUCACAGAGAUUAACUCAUUGCUCAAUACAUCUCUGGAGGAACUAGAUCUAAGUUUUAAUUCUCUGGAGGUAUUCAACGACCCACCACAGACCCUGAAAAAGCUAAAUUUGUCCAAUAACCGCCUCAUACGUCUCUCCUCUCUGAAUAACCUGUUUCAGCUCCAGGAGUUAAAGGUGGAUAGUAACCAACUUACUGUCUUGAUAAAUGAAACAGCAGGUGUCAGUUUAAGCACACUCGAGAAGCUUGUGUUUCUCCAUGCAGGGAGGAACCCUUAUCAGUGUCACAGUGCCCUAAAUGAGACCAUCGUGUUCCUGGACAAUGCAGGCAGUGUGUUUGUGGAAGACUACCCUGAAGAGUUUCUGUGUGCCUCACCAGUGGACCUGCAGGGGACUCAGAUAAUGAAUUUGUCUCCUGAAACAUCAGUGAAGCCGACCAGUGGGACACAAUGCGGCGGCUCUCCUCUCUGUCUGACACUCUUUAUGAGUUUAUUGUUAUGCCUGAUUUAUUUUUGUUGAUGUAUGCAGCAGACAUCAUCCUUGUUUGGGUACCACUUUCUAAUAAGGCAUGCUUUAAAAAGGGUUUAAUUAAUAGCUUUAUUCUUGGCUAAUAGACUAAAACUUAUAUAUCAGGUAUAAGCCAUUAAUAAGAAGAACGUUUGGGUGUCCAGGUUGUGAAAAUCCCUUUUGCUGAUUAAAUUGUAUGACUGCUUCCCAGAGGAUCUGGACUAAAAUGAGUUUGUUGACAACUUAUUAAGCAUUUAUUAAUGCAGUCUCAACAUUUAUAACUGCACUGUUACCACCAGGCAAAGGGAUUUUCACAACCUUUGCUCGUAUUAAUGGUUUAUAACUGAUCUAUAAAGCAUUAUAAAUGACCAAAGCAUUAAUAACCUUUAAUAAUUACCAUUAGUUAAUGUAAGUGUAUUAGAAAGUGGCAACCUUGUGGCUAAUAAAAUGGAAAGUGAAUAAAUGAAUAAAAAGUUUCUAAUAGCACGCUAACCAAUAAAUAUCACCAUUGUUUAAUAUUGUAA
Messenger RNA from Cottoperca gobio, 2446 nucleotides. Its product is annotated as toll-like receptor 2. The coding region runs from base 582 to 1934 and encodes 450 amino acids. The transcript has 2 exons. Gene Ontology annotation, cellular component: membrane raft; external side of plasma membrane; lipopolysaccharide receptor complex. Gene Ontology annotation, molecular function: lipopolysaccharide binding; protein binding. The record is from RefSeq and is a predicted model, not a curated record. Gene Ontology annotation, biological process: cellular response to lipopolysaccharide; positive regulation of cytokine production; toll-like receptor 4 signaling pathway. Lineage: Eukaryota; Metazoa; Chordata; Actinopteri; Perciformes; Bovichtidae.